Dovyalis caffra is the source of this 1224-nucleotide messenger RNA. The record is from the annotation of a GenBank genome assembly. Lineage: Eukaryota; Viridiplantae; Streptophyta; Magnoliopsida; Malpighiales; Salicaceae.
AUGGAGGCCAAGAAGGAUAUGUCUUCUGAUAGUGCAAAGGAAAAUGCAUCCGUAGUUGAUUCUUCAGUGACUGAAUGGAAGCAUGACAUAGGAAACUCUGAUGAUCCAGAAAGCCCAAGCUACAAAAGUGAUGAGGAUGGCUAUCCUAUUAUGGCUGAAAAAACAGGUCGUGAUCGGGUGGGAUAUUCAUCUAUAAAAAAAAAGGGUAAAUUGUGUAAUACAAGAUACUUCAUCAUUAAGAGUUUGAACCAUCAUAAUAUCCAACGAUCAAUUGAGAAUGGGAUAUGGGCUACUCAAGUCAGGAAUGAACCAAUUUUGGAAGAAGCCUUUCAUAGUUCUGGUAGAGUCAUUCUAAUAUAUAGUGUCAACAUGAGUGGUUUCUUCCAAGGGUAUGCCCAAAUGUUGUCUUCCGUUGGGUGGAGGCAUGACAAUGUAUGGAGCGAAGGAAGUGGUAAAAGUAAUCCUUGGGGUCGCAGUUUUAAGGUUAAAUGGCUGCGAUUAAAUGACUUACCUUUCCAAAAGACGCUUAAUCUCAAGAAUCCACUGAAUGACUACAAACCUGUUAAAAUUAGCAGAGAUUGCCAGGAACUACCUGAAGAUAUAGGAGAAGCCCUUUGUGAGCUAAUUGAUGGAGAGAGUGACACUGGUGGAAUGGGGAAAAGUUUUCCCAGGGAUGAUCUUCCUAUGAAAAGGCCUUGCAUACAGCCUUCAUGUUACACAGGAGAUGGAGAGUAUACUGUCCCUCCGCUGCAGAUGCCAUGGGCCAGAACACCCGUGCCUUAUCCUUCUUUCCUCUACCAGCAACAUGAUGAAGCAAGUAGAUUUCAUUUAGCACAUCAGGGACCUACUGGUGCUGGUUUAACUGACAGUGCUCUUGGUUCUAGUGUUUCAAAAGUUGCAAGGAUGAAACAGUCUCGAAACUCUACUAAUUUGCGAAUACACUGUGAUGUGUCUUCAAGAACUGGUAUUUGGGGUUUGUCAGCAGAAAGUCCUCUUGCUAGUACUCUGACUGAUGAUGAUUUUCUUGACAUGACAUAUGAAGAGUAUCUGGAAGUCCAUAGCAGGAGCAUCAGGCAAUUAAAUCUCCCUGCAGCUAGACCAUCUCAGACAACACAGGAGCCAUCAAGAAGUAAGAAACAUAAUGAUGAUUUAAACUCUAGUUUCGUAACUGACCAGGGCUGCCCUCGCAAAAGGUCACACUUAUAUCAUUCAUCUGAGAAAUGA